AUGGAGGACAUCGACCAUGACCCCUCCUCUUCAUCAGAUGAGCAGGACUCCUGCCCAUCCUCUCCUAAUCAGAUAAGACACCUCGGUGCUGCGCAGCAUUUGAGCCAUUCAGACGACUCUGAUGUGGAGAACAUAAUGCAUGAUGCUCCACAUUAUGAAGGGCAAAGCCAAACCCACCAGCAGGACCACGAAGUCCACCUUGCAGACGGAGACUUUGUUGGCCGAGACCGGCCCCUCACCCCGUCUCAUUUGGAGCCCCCAUCAGCAGGUCCAGCCCUGUCAGACGCAGGUUCAUCUUCUGGCUUUUCGCAGAGUAAAAGUGUGGAGUUUGAUUUGCCCCCUCCCAUCAGUCCUUCCAGACCCAGGAGCCCCUGGGCUUUGUUUGAUCCAUACAGCAAUAAUAAGGAUCCAGACAAGGAAUAUGUGGGCUUUGCAACGUUACCAAACCAGGUGCACCGCAAAUCAGUCAAGAAAGGGUUUGACUUCACCCUCAUGGUGGCUGGUGAGUCCGGCCUGGGAAAGUCCACUCUGGUCAACAGCCUGUUUCUCACAGAUUUGUACAAAGAUAGGAAGCUGCUUAAUGCGGAAGAGAGGAUCACGCAAACAGUUGAAAUCACCAAACACACCGUGGAUAUAGAAGAGAAAGGCGUGAAGCUUAAGCUCACCAUCGUGGACACGCCUGGAUUUGGUGAUGCUGUAAACAACACUGAAUGCUGGAAGUCUGUGGCAGACUACAUCGACCAGCAGUUCGAGCAGUACUUCAGGGACGAGAGCGGCCUCAACCGCAAGAACAUCCAGGACAACCGUGUGCACUGCUGCCUGUAUUUCAUCUCACCCUUCGGUCACGGUCUCCGACCUCUGGAUGUUGAAUUCAUGAAAGCUCUGCAUGAGAAGGUCAACAUUGUGCCCAUUCUGGCUAAAGCUGAUACGCUCACCCCGAGUGAGGUGAAGAAAAAGAAAAUUAAGAUCAGAGAGGAGAUUGAACAGUAUGGCAUCAAGAUCUAUCAGUUCCCCGACUGUGACUCUGAUGAAGAUGAAGAGUUUAAGCAGCAAGACCUGGAGCUGAAGGAGAGCAUUCCCUUUGCAGUGAUUGGCAGCAACACGGUGGUGGAGGCCAAAGGGAAGAGGGUGAGGGGCCGCCUCUACCCCUGGGGCAUCGUAGAAGUGGAAAACUCUGCUCACUGUGACUUCAUUAAGCUGAGGAACAUGCUCGUACGCACACACAUGCAAGACCUAAAGGAUGUGACCCGAGAGACUCACUAUGAGAACUACAGAGCACAUUGCAUCCAGAGCAUGACCCGCAUGGUCGUCAAGGAAAGAAACCGCAAUAAGCUAACCAGGGAGAGCGGCACAGACUUCCCCAUCCCCAUGGUCCCCGGAGGCACGGAGAGCGAGACGGAAAAGCUCAUACGAGAGAAAGACGAGGAGCUGCGGCGGAUGCAGGAGAUGCUGCAGAGGUACCAGGAUCAUUUGAUCACACAGUAGGACGGCUGUUAACAAAGAACUCUGCACAUAAAAAAAAAAAAAACGGAGAGAGAAAAAAAUCCCGGCAUCCCUCAUUCUACAGCUGAACACUGACAGCACUCUGCCCCCCCGACUCUUUAUCAGCUGGGAUCAGAACGUCUUCUUGUUAACGAGGGGGUUAAUAUUCUUCCCCGUCCUCCUGUCUUUAUUUUCUCUGUUUUGUUGAAUUUUCUUAAAUCCCACUCAGCCUGUCUUUUGUCCCCCAACCACAGUCCUUCACUUUACAUGGAUCAGAUGGAUUUAGCCUCCCCUGCAUCAUUAUUGCUUCAUUUUUUUAUGUAUAUCUGUUUCACGUCUACACGGUUAAUUUAAUUUUCACCUUCAAUGCCUCGCUUUGUGACUUUAUGGAUGUCAGGGGCUCUGCUUUUUUUUGGCCAGUAUUUACUUUACAUAUUUUCUUACUGAAAGGGUCAACAAUUGUUGGCAGUCCUGGUGAGGAUGUGUAAAAAUCCCUUAAAUGAACUAAUCUUUCAUUGCAGUAGUGUAUUUCUGCAGAUAGUUGAUUUAUUCAUUAAUAAAAUAAAAAUAAUUCACUGUUAAAAUUCUUACUGAUCCCCAUUAAAAUCUCUCCAACAUAGCAGUUUAAAUUGAUCAGAGCAUGUGGAUAUUUUAUAUUUAUAUAAUAAAAAUCUAACUUACAUUGGCCACUUUCAUGUAGCUGCUCUUCAGAGGACUCUUAUUGGAAAGGAGAGUUAUAAUUGGCUGGGCAACAUGAAGAUAGACAAUGGUGCCCACUGUCAGGCAUGGUAGAGAGCCGGUGAUGCUUGGGGACAGUUGCUCUUUUCUGAGGCUUUAGACAUUAAGCAACAUUUACACAGAAAGCUGCUUUUUUCUACAAGCAAAGUGUGAGAAUCACGAUCCAAAGCAUGUGACCAAACCCUCUGCUAAGUUAGCUCAAGAUAGAUUAUUAUUCUCAAAUUUUUUUCAAAACCUUUUCUGAGAUAUUUCCUACCAUAAAUGCAGUUUCUUAAAAAUAAUUUAAAAAGCAACGUUCAGAUUUCCCUUUCUUUUUCUAAAGCCAGUUUAUACAACAAUGUAAGACAUGUCCUAAUUUAAGGCUUUUUACACGUCUGCACCAGGAGAGCCGAUGAAUGUGGAGGAAGCUGAAUUCUCCAGCGGACGCUGUAUAUAUUUUUGCAUGCAGUUUUGUAACGAAAAGCUCAGAUUGUUGGUUUGUUUAAUAACCUUUAAGUUUUUCGAAAAAGAAAUGUUGAAAAAAAGAUUUUUUUUAUUUUGGUUGGAUUUUGUAAUGUUUUCUUUAAGGUAACUCUUUAGUUGGGGACUGUAAAUGUUAACACUAGCCCUUGAAUUUUGAAUUAGAAUUGGUCUUAAAAAGCUUCAUUUUGGGUUAAAAUGUUUGGACAUUCCUCCGGUUUCUAUUGGAAAGAUUUCUGUUUUAAAGAACUUGACUUCUGUUAUUUUAUGUUUCUUUGAAUAUAUUUAUGUUUUGACUUUUUCACAUUGACUAAUUUUGGAGAAAAGCUUAUGAAUUCUAAUGUAAUAGCUCUACAGUUAUAUUGCAAUAAAAUAUUUUGAA
Molecule: messenger RNA, 3061 nt
Organism: Cyprinodon variegatus (sheepshead minnow)
Lineage: Eukaryota; Metazoa; Chordata; Actinopteri; Cyprinodontiformes; Cyprinodontidae
Product: septin-4-like
Exons: 12
Coding region: 1-1485 (494 amino acids)
Biological process (GO): regulation of exocytosis; cytoskeleton-dependent cytokinesis
Cellular component (GO): synaptic vesicle; microtubule cytoskeleton; septin ring
Molecular function (GO): GTP binding; GTPase activity; molecular adaptor activity
Source: RefSeq, a predicted model, not a curated record